This is a messenger RNA of Fulvia fulva, 2541 nucleotides long. RefSeq lists its product as uncharacterized. The transcript has 3 exons. Lineage: Eukaryota; Fungi; Ascomycota; Dothideomycetes; Mycosphaerellales; Mycosphaerellaceae. The coding region runs from base 1 to 2541 and encodes 846 amino acids. The record is from RefSeq and is a predicted model, not a curated record.
AUGACGAACCAAGCAUUGGUGCCUCCAGAUCCUCCAGGUCACCACGUUUCAGACGACACAGCGCGACCUAUGGAUUCUGCUGGACAGAGAGCAAAUACUCCGGGCCGGUCAUGGUCACGCGCCGAAACCUCGAGCCAGACGUCACGUUCACCGGCGUCGACGCGAAGGAAACGCUUAUCAUUCUUUGGUCGGUCGAGCUCAGAGGCGACGAAGGAAGGUGCUCCCUCAAUCCAUUCCACCAUGAGCUCUCACAACGAUUCGCGACCCAGCACUGCUCGAAGUGAAAGUCGAAGAAGGACUGCAGAGCCGUUGGAAAACAUACGUAACUCUCUCCUUCGAGGACGAAGUCGUGCCAAUGCUGACGGUGCUGAUGGCGAAGUCAAUCCACCGCGACCGACUUCACGCUCCGUAGACGCAACUCGAUCCAGGUCUCGGCAUAGUACAACUCUGCGAUCAUUAGCCAGAUUCGAGAGGCCGAAUCCAAAACCCAUUGAAGAUCAAGAAAAAGAGUUCUAUCACCACCGGAAAAAGACUAGUAUCUCACCACCAUUCAACUUUCAGCAUCUCACACACACCGCUAGGAAGCAUUUACCGCGACUGGAGACUGUGGACGAAAGGGACCUGAAGACGAAGUUUUGGCAGCUCAAUGCCUAUCAGAGACCGAAGGGGCGUCUUACUGGGAUUAAAGCGGACGAUCUAGGCAACCGACCUCGGACAGGAAGCGCUUCCUCAGCGCAAAGACCAGUCACUCCAGAGCAAAGUAGCAAGCCAGCGAUGACGAACACCACACCUGUCGUGCCCGAAGUGACUCGCAGUCUAGACGAAACGUUGUUCGAUGAGACACAGGAGACGAACUUCAACCCAGAUGAUGCCUACACAUCUUUGGAGGAGGUCAACAAACUUGGAAUGGCCGAAGCACUGCCUUCGUCACCUGCGCCUAACUACUACUCUUCUAUGCUCGCUUUGAGGUCACCUACGUUGACUAACAAAUCACCGAGGCUCCGUACGUCAGGUUCUUUUGACAAUGCGGUUCUACCUCGGAGUUCUUCCCGAAGUGAAGCGAGGAGAGCACGAACCAGUCUUCCGGCUGGCCAAAGGCCCAUCUCUCAGCCUGCAGCAGAUGCGGAGGGCGGCAGUACUCUGAAAAAAGGACGUCUUGCGGGACAAAGCUUCCGUGAGAAGCAGCCAUUGCCGGCCAUUCCGCAAGAGGCGACAUCGACCCCGGCUGCCACAGUGGAGGUUAAAAACAGGCCUCACAGAGCGCCUUCUUACUCUUUAUUCCCCUCGGCGGCUACGAAGACAGAUGCGGAGAAGCCAGUGGAGGAACAAUCCGAGCAGACUGGACAAUCUGCACGAUCUCGAUCUGGAUCGAAAGGGAAACAGCCCGACUACGUUCUACCCAGCGAGACUAAACGGUCGUCUCGGUCAACACAUGCAACAACUACAUCGAAGUCCUUCAGCUCGCUUGGUACGGACAUUCUAGGAGACUCGAGCUGGGAAGAUGACAUCGACUUUGCCUACGAGCAAGCAGCGGAAGCGAUGUGCAACUUCGACUGGAAGACUGCUUCUGUCAUAUCAUCGAAGAAGACGAAUGAGAGUGAGUCGACGUUACCAUCUGUGCGACCAUCGCCUGACCUCAAUGGAAGUGGCGCGAGCAGUCAAGGCGGUGGCAUACGACUGUCAGCGUGGAUAGAUCGACCAUCCGCGUUCGCUUCAAAUAGCUCAUUGAGCACGAGACAAACGUCUGAUACGUCCGUGCAUACCCAAGCGAGCACCAACAGUGAGGCACCGUCCGUCAACGCACAGCACAAGCGCGGAACCUCUGUUGGCCAUAAAGGAUUCCUGGCUGCUCGCAGCGUGUCCACUGAGCCUUUACGCAAAAGUCCCGAUUUCUCACCCCAAUACACAUCCUCCCAGGCCAAGACACCACCUCCAAAGUUCAGCUUGACGGAAGCCGACGAAACAGUCGGUGGGUCGACAUACAGCCCAGCUACCAGCACUACGCACUUUCCUAUCAUUGACAGCACAAUCCCAGAAUACCUCAGCGAUCCCGAGUCUGAUCGACCCGGAGGCGCGCGGCAUCGCAAGUCCAGCUCGUACGGGUCAUUCGAGAGCAGCCAAAAGUCAACACAGUCCUUGCAAACAGGCAGCGACACGACGCGCUGGUCAUCAGCAUCCACCAGCUCGAUGCCAGAUCUCAUGCACAGCAAGCGCAAAAGCAGAUCGAGCAUACAGCUACGUGGUAGAGUCUCCCGACCUCUCGAGUCCGUCCCUCACAGUCCAGACGCUGAGUUAGUGGAGUUCUGCAACAGAGAUGGCGUAGUCCAGCGUGACAGCUUGAAGUUCCCAUCGAACUGGGAACGCGCUUCACCAGACCCUAUCGUGAUGCGCAGGCCAGAAGGAGACGACACGUCACUUCUCCUCUCCGCAGGAAGGACUGUUCAGAGGGACCGCUCGUCGACGCCCUCGAACCCGAGGCAUAGGUCGCGGAGCAAUACCAGUGUGCCGCCUCCCACGCAGGAGGAAGCUGGAUGGAUAUGA